GGUGUGGAAAACAGGGCUUCCCGUCCGCUCAGCCGUACUCAAGCCCCUUGUUAUGCACAGCCAAUACUCAAUGCGCCCUCAGCACCUAAGCGGCACUCCAGGGAGCGUCUCGCACGUGCGAUAUCACAUGGCUUUAUAUGCGAAUAUCAAACUGAGAAGGAAAAAGAGGGUAAUACUAUCUGCCACUGUGAGCUAGCGCCUGCUACGCUAGAAAAAUACGAUUCUACUGUUUGUAAUCAAAUCACCAGCUUUAUAUCAAAGUGGGAGCGAGAAACUUCUCGAUCCCUUCCUAAGGAAAUCAAGGAAGACGUUCUUAACCCGAGAGAGCGCUUUCUGGUUAACGGAAAGGAUAUAGAUUAUCUGCUUCAACGUCUAUUUAUAGAUAACUGUCACGACUAUAUACACGAGAGAGUAAUCGUUUAUAGGGUAGCGGAUAGCGCCUUUAAAGGGCUUGCUACUAUAAUAGAGGUUCUUACCGUAAAGCUACCUAAGGGAAGAGAAAUUCGAGGAGGUAUUAUAAAUAAGAUCGACUGGAUCUUAUAUUUAAACGGUCUUAUCUUUAUAGAUACCUUAUACGCUGAGUACGUGUCUAGGAACAACUUCUCUGAACGCGACUCAAUACCUCUUUUCGAUAUAUAUAAGAAAUAUUUACCAGAGCGCGCCCGUCUUAGCGAAAAUCUAUUAAAGGAAGUAACUCUAGAUAGUGAAAUUGGUCGUCAGUACCUAGAAGAUAUAGUCACUAUUUACACGUCAACAGAACAUGCUAUUUACUAUCCUAGUAUAGCCCCCGAGGAAGGCCGUUGUCCAAUAUACAAUAAGUCUAUACUAGAAUUAAAAGAUUGA
Messenger RNA from Penicillium psychrosexuale, 843 nucleotides. RefSeq lists its product as uncharacterized. The annotation marks the transcript as partial. The transcript is spliced from 9 exons. The record is from RefSeq and is a predicted model, not a curated record. Lineage: Eukaryota; Fungi; Ascomycota; Eurotiomycetes; Eurotiales; Aspergillaceae.